This is a messenger RNA of Peromyscus californicus insignis, 3597 nucleotides long. It is a transcript of the gene Chrd, whose product is annotated as chordin. The coding region runs from base 1235 to 3202 and encodes 655 amino acids. Gene Ontology annotation, biological process: multicellular organism development. Gene Ontology annotation, molecular function: protein binding. Lineage: Eukaryota; Metazoa; Chordata; Mammalia; Rodentia; Cricetidae. The transcript is spliced from 20 exons. The record is from RefSeq and is a predicted model, not a curated record.
GCCGGCGCCUGGGGCACUAGAGCGGCUUACGGCCCGGGUCAGCGCCCAGCCGCCCGCGUCCUCCCGCCCCGCCCGGCCGGGAGCAGACUCGGCGACUGAGAGACGAGCCCCUCGCCACUGCCCCCCCUCCUGGCCCCGGCCCCCUCCCGCCGGCCCGCCUCCGGUCCGGCCCUACUCCCUCUCCUGCUCCCUCCUCCCGCCCGCCUCCCCAGCUGUCCGCUCCGCGUCAUGCCGAGCCUCCCGGCCCCGCCGGCCCCGCGGCUGCUCCUCGGGCUGCUGCUCCUCGGCUCACGGCCGGCCGGUGGCACUGGUCCCGAGCCCCCCGCACUGCCCAUCCGUCCCGAGAAGGAGCCGCUGCCUGUUCGGGGAGCGGCAGCCUCAGUGGGCUCGCCGUGGGAGGGGCCCUGGCAGGGUCAGCUGUAAGAACAUCAAACCCCAGUGCCCCACCCUGGCCUGCAGGCAGCCGCGCCAGCUGCCAGGACACUGCUGCCAGACCUGUCCGCAGGAGCGCAGCAAUCUAGAUCGACAGCCCGCUGGCCUAGUCUUCGAGUAUCCAAGGGACCCAGAGCACCGCAGUUAUAGUGAUCGAGGGGAACCCGGCGCUGGGGAGCGGACACGUGCUGAUGGCCACACGGACUUCGUGGCGCUGCUGACAGGACCCCGGUCGCAGGCGGUAGCUCGUGCUCGAGUCUCUCUGCAGCGCUCAAGUCUUCGUUUCUCUAUCUCCUACCAGCGGCUGGACCGCCCCAGCAGGGUUCGGUUCACAGAUCCCACAGGCAACAUCCUGUUUGAACACCCUGCUUCCCCCACCCAGGAUGGCCUGGUUUGUGGGGUGUGGCGGGCAGUGCCUCGGCUGUCUCUGAGGCUCCUGAGGGCAGAACAGUUGCAUGUAGCCCUUGUGACACCCACUCACCCUUCAGGAGAAGUCUGGGGGCCUCUCAUUUGGCAAGGUGCUCUGGCUGCAGAGACCUUCAGUGCCAUCCUGACUCUGGAAGGCCCACAGCAUCGGGGUGUGGGGGGCAUAGCCCUGCUCACCCUCAGUGACACAGAAGACUCCUUACAUUUUUUGCUUCUCUUCCGGGGUCUGCUGGGACCCAGGAAUGGAGGACUAGCUCCGGUUCCCCUGAAGCUUCAGAUUCUCCACCAGGGACAGCCACUUCGAGAGCUCCAAGCCAACACCUCGGCACAGGAGCCAGGUUUUGCUGAGGUGCUGCCCAGCCUUACAGACCAGGAGAUGGACUGGCUGGCGCUGGGGGAGCUGCAGAUGGCCCUAGAGAGGGCAGGUGGGCCAGAGCUACGCAUCAGUGGAUACAUUACUGCCAGGCAGAGCUGUGAUGGUGAGGCAGGGUGGGGCUCGGCGCUGUGGGCACACACAACUGAGAGGCACAAACAUGUAGAUGUGGGAGAGAGUUCCGGGGGGUUCUGGGUGUGGGCAAGCCUGCUGCCCCCUGUCUUGCCCCCUGCAGUCCUUCAAAGCGUCCUCUGUGGGGCUGAUGCCCUGAUCCCAGUCCAGACGGGUGCUGCUGGUUCAGCCAGCUUGAUACUGCUAGGAAAUGGCUCCCUGAUCUAUCAGGUGCAAGUGGUAGGUACAGGUAGCGAGGUGGUGGCCAUGACACUGGAGACCAAGCCACAGCGGAAGAACCAGCGCACUGUCCUGUGCCACGUAGCUGGACUCCAGCUGGGAGGACACAUGGCUGUGGGUAUCUGCUCUGGCCUGGGUGCCCGAGGGGCUCAUAUGCUGCUGCAGAAUGAGCUGUUCCUGAAUAUUGGCACCAAGGACUUCCCAGAUGGAGAGCUCCGGGGGCAUGUGACUGCCCUAUCCUACAGUGGGCACAGUGCCCGCUAUGACAGAUCGCCCGUGCCUCUGGCAGGGGCGCUGGUGCUGCCCCCUGUGCGGAGUCAGGCAGCAGGUCAUGCCUGGCUCUCCCUGGAUACGCAUUGCCACUUACACUAUGAGGUGCUGCUGGCUGGGCUUGGUGGUUCAGAGCAAGGCACUGUCACUGCCCACCUCCUCGGGCCUCCUGGGAUGCCAGGACCCCAGCGGCUGCUGAAGGGAUUCUAUGGCUCAGAGGCCCAAGGUGUGGUCAAAGACCUGGAGCCCGUGUUGCUGCGGCACCUGGCACAGGGCACCGCUUCGCUCUUGAUCACCACCAAGAGCAGCCCCAGAGGGGAACUACGUGGGCAGGUGCACAUUGCCAGUCAGUGUGAGGUGGGAGGUCUGCGCCUGGCCUCAGAAGGAGUGCAGAUGUCAGUGGUUCCGAAUGGAGAGGCAGCUACAUCGCCUAUGUUGCCUGCUGGGCCUGGUUCUGAAGCCCCAGUAUCAGUCAAACAUGGCAGCUCCGGGAGGCCCCGAGACCCUAACACAUGCUUCUUCGAGGGGCAGCAGCGUCCCCACGGGGCUCGCUGGUCACCCAACUAUGACCCACUCUGCUCACUCUGCACCUGUCAGGUAGGAUGUCCGGGUAGGGCACAGUUGGCCACAGGGUCUGGAGCAAGGGGCCCAGCACACCUUCCAAGCCUUGGCCCCUCUCUACAGAGACGAACAGUGAUCUGUGAUCCUAUAGUAUGCCCACCACCAAGCUGCCCCCACCCAGUGCAGGCGCUGGACCAGUGCUGUCCCGUGUGUCCAGAGAAGCAACGCAGCAGAGAUCUUCCCGGGCUACCAAACCUGGAACCAGGAGAGGGCUGCUAUUUUGAUGGUGACCGGAGCUGGAGGGCAGCGGGUACCCGGUGGCACCCGGUUGUGCCCCCCUUUGGCUUAAUCAAGUGUGCUGUCUGUACCUGCAAGGGGGCCACUGGAGAGGUGCACUGUGAGAAGGUGCAGUGUCCUCGCUUGGCCUGUGCUCAGCCUGUCCGUGCCAACCCCACUGACUGCUGCAAACAGUGUCCAGUAGGGUCAGGGGCCCAUGCCAAGCUGGGAGACCCCAUGCAGGCUGAUGGGCCUCGGGGGUGUCGCUUUGCUGGGCAGUGGUUCCCAGAGAAUCAGAGCUGGCAUCCAUCAGUGCCCCCCUUUGGGGAGAUGAGCUGUAUUACCUGCAGAUGUGGGGCCGGAGUACCUCAUUGUGAGCGAGAUGAUUGUUCCUUGUCGCUGUCCUGCGGCUCAGGGAAGGAGAGUCGAUGCUGUUCCCACUGCACAGCCCAAAGGUCAGCCUCUGAGACUAGAACCCUUCCAGAGCUGGAGAAGGAAGCUGAGAGCUCCUAGGGAGCGUCCGGAAGGCCACAUGACCAAGAGGAUGGGCCUGAGCUGGGAGAAGGGGCAGUGCUGAGGACCCUGACUCUCCUGUGGGAAACCCAGUGCCUUGAGCACCUCUGCUCUGCUUCUUCUCCUCCCUACUACCUCUGGGAACCACAAGUCUACAAGGGCAAAGACUGCUGGGCCGGACCAAGGCCGUAGCCACUCUAGCUCCUGCCCCGUUACUCUUUUGGCCUCUGCUCCAGAAGCCUCUUCUUCUGUACAUAAUGCCACUGGCUUAUUGGGAUUUUUAAUUUAUCCUCACUCAGCACCAAGGGUUCCCUCACACCAUUCCUGCUGCCCCCUGAGCUGAGCAGAGUCAUUAUUAGAGAUUUUUGUAUUUAUUAAAACAUUUUUUUUCAGUC